Messenger RNA from Lampris incognitus (smalleye Pacific opah), 1419 nucleotides. It is a transcript of the gene irx4a, whose product is annotated as iroquois homeobox 4a. Bases 1 to 1419 code for a protein of 472 amino acids. Gene Ontology annotation, biological process: regulation of transcription by RNA polymerase II; cell development; neuron differentiation. The record is from RefSeq and is a predicted model, not a curated record. NCBI's taxonomy places the organism in Eukaryota, Metazoa, Chordata, Actinopteri, Lampriformes, Lampridae. Gene Ontology annotation, molecular function: DNA-binding transcription factor activity, RNA polymerase II-specific; RNA polymerase II cis-regulatory region sequence-specific DNA binding. Gene Ontology annotation, cellular component: nucleus. The transcript has 5 exons.
AUGUCAUAUCCACAAUUUGGAUAUCCCUACUCGUCUGCUCCACAAUUCCUGAUGACAACCAACUCUCUGACAACUUGCUGCGAAUCCACCGGCAGAUCCAUAGCGGACUCCGGCGUCGCGGCGUCCGCCCAGACGCCCGUGUACUGCCCCGUGUACGAGAGCCGGCUGCUGGCCACCGCCAGGCACGAGCUGAGCUCGGCCGCGGCGCUCGGCGUGUACGGAAGCCCGUACGCCGGCGGCCAGGGCUACGGCAACUAUGUGACCUACGGCACGGACGCCUCGGCUUUCUACUCCCUGGGUACGUUUGACACGAAAGAUGCCACCGCUUCUGCGCAUGCGGGGAUAACGCAGGCUGCAGCCUACUACCCCUAUGAUCCUACUCUGGGCCAGUACCAGUAUGACAGAUAUGGAUCCAUGGACGGGGGCACGAGGCGGAAGAACGCCACACGCGAGACCACCAGCACGCUGAAGGCCUGGCUGCAGGAGCACAGAAAGAACCCCUACCCCACCAAAGGCGAGAAGAUCAUGCUGGCCAUCAUCACCAAGAUGACCCUGACGCAGGUCUCCACCUGGUUCGCCAACGCCAGGAGGAGGCUCAAGAAGGAGAACAAGAUGACGUGGCCCCCAAGGAACAAGGGAUCAGACGAGAAGAGAUACGAUGAGGAUGAGGACGGCUCUCAGGAGGAGCAAAUCAAAAGCGAAAACAACGACAACGACAGCCGAGGUCGGGCCGAUAAGGAUCUGCAGCUGAGCGACCUGGACGACUUCGACACCAUCGAGUCGGAGAGCUCGGAGUGUGAACUCAAACACCAGUACCACAUGAACACCCACAUGACGACGGCCGACUGUCCCGGCGAGCACCUCAAAGACACGGCUCUCAAAAUCCCCGUUCCGGAGCAGGAGCUGAGCAAAGGCUGUCUAAAAACCACCCCGGAGAGUUACGAGCAGGAGAACAGACAGCAAACAAAGACGUGCUACCAGCAGCAGCAGCAACACCAUCAUCAACAACAACAACAACAACAGGGCCACCAGAUAUUAGACGGCAAACCCCGGAUCUGGUCUUUGGCCCAAACGGCGACAUCUUUGAAUCAGACUGAGUACCCGUCGUGCAUGCUGAGGUGCCAACCUCCGUCGUCCCCCGCUAAUACCUCCCCCAACGGCAUGGACAGGCAAGACUCGCCGGUCACAACUCUGAGGAACUGGGUUGACGGGGUCUUCCACGACCCCCUGUUAAGGCACAGCACUUUGAACCAGGCCCUGACCAACACCGCCGUCUCUUGGACCACGACCAAAGGCGCCAUUCUGGAGAGCGGCGGACACGUCAGCAAAGGACUCGCCGCGGUGCAACCGCAUCAAGAGUCCGCCAAAGACAGUGCCGCGAGUUUUCCAAAGACUGUCAACAAACUUUUCUGCUCGUAA